Chrysemys picta bellii (western painted turtle) is the source of this 1934-nucleotide messenger RNA. RefSeq names its product chromosome 1 C21orf91 homolog (gene C1H21orf91). Lineage: Eukaryota; Metazoa; Chordata; Testudines; Emydidae. The record is from RefSeq and is a predicted model, not a curated record.
AGUUUCCAGGCGCUGGUUUCAGAGUCGGGGCUUGUGAUAGUUUCACCCGCGGGGGCUGCCAGGGCAAACCUGCAUUAACUCGUUGUGCCAUCAGACGCUGCUAAUUGUCCGUGGGCGGGGGGAACACCAGAGCGUGUAGUAGGAAAUACUUUGUUGUUGUCUGACUGGAGAAUUACGAAGGAGGAUGUGAUUUAGGAGCACUAUGAAUGAAGAGCAGUUUGUUAACAUUGACUUGAAUGAUGAUAAUGUUUGCAGCGUGUGUAAACUGGGAACAGAAAAAGAAACACUCUCAUUUUGCCAUGUCUGUUUUGAGUUAAACAUUGAAGAAGUUCGUCCAAUAACAGAUAUUACAUCACCCACCUUGUCGCUCCAAAACAAAAACAGGGUACCAAAGUCCAAUCUUCUACACACAAGAUCAUUAAGGGGGCACAGAGACUGCUUUGAAAAAUUCCAUUUAAUAGCAAAUCAGGACUGCCCACGAUCAAAACUCUCCAAAAGUACCUAUGCAGAAGUAAAAAGUAUCUUGAGCAAAAAAAUUAACAGGAUUAUACAGUAUGCACAAAACAAAGAUUUGGAUUCUGAUUCAGACAGCACAAAAACUUCUCAACACCAGCUUUUUAACUUCAGACAUCAGACAGACAGAAAACUGCUUCCACAAUUUGACUCCCAAGUACCCAGGUACUCUGCAAAAUGGAUAGAUGGAAGUUCUGGGAGUAUCUCAAAGUGUUCACAAAGUAUUUUGGAACAAAAAGAAUCUACUGAUUUCAGACUUGAUAUGUUGCAAGAAACAGGAGCUACGUUCUGUUGCAAGAGUGUUUUAUGGUCUAGUUGCAACCAGGCACCGAAGACAGAAAAAGCUAAAAGUGAUUCAGAUGCCAAUACCCAAAGACAACAUCCCCGUUACAGCAGGGACGAAUUGAAUAUGAUGACUCCUGAAGAGGUAGAGCAACUAAAUGAAAAACUCCUCAAGCAAAUCCAGGAUGUUUUUGAAGAGCUGACUCGGGAAGUGCAAGAAAAGGAUUCUUUGGCCUCAGAACUCAAUGUCCGCCACAUUGCUAUUGAGCAGCUGCUUAAGAACUGUUCCAAAUUGCCGUGUCUACAGGUGGGAAGAGCAGGAAUGAAAUCGAAUGUCCCCAUAUAAAUGGGAUGAGGAUCUUACUAGUAUUAACUUUCCUUAACAGUUCCAUUAAAUAAAGCUGCACAGACCUUCUAGGAGCUUUUGGGGAAAUGAUGGGAAAAAACUUCUUCAAACUUAAAUAAAACCAAUUGUAUGCAACAGCUUUUGGAUUCUAACAAAUGCAAGUGUUUAAAUGUUAAUCUACUGGGGUUUUUUUGGUUCACUCUGGACGUAGUUUUUCACGCACAAUUGGCAAUGUCCCCUGAAGCAGGUGUCAUGUCUUAGUGAUACAGAAAUAUUUGUUCAAUAACCAAGAAUGACCUAAUGCCCAAUCAAACAACAUCCAACCAAGAGAGCUUUACAAGGAGAGCAGUAUUCAUGAAAUUCCUUAUUUAUUAUGAGCAAUAUUUUAUUAUUGAAAUUUUAUACUGAACAAAAGUUACUAUUUUAGGUACUUUUUCAAAUCUCUUUAUAAAAAGUUUGAGUGAUUCUGUGUAACAUUUAUGCCUUGUGUAUGGUUAUCUUUCAUGAUGCAGAUGUUUAAAAAAAACCCUGUUUUCUAAAGACAGAUUUAUUUCCCAUUAAAUAAAUUGUGAUGGUGUAUCACUUUUUAGCAACUUUAUAAUUCAAGAAGGUGAUUUCAUCAGGCAUGGAUUGUAUCUUCUGGUAGAAUAAACUUAAGCACAGCACCUCUUUUUUGAAAUUCCAUAUUAUGGUUUUAGUGUAUGGAGUUGGUUUUGUAUGUGUGAAAUAUUUUUCAAUGCUUAAUAAAAGUAUAUGGCUUCAAAGAAACUAAAUAAACCUGUAAUACCUCUAA